Molecule: messenger RNA, 8233 nt
Organism: Peromyscus leucopus (white-footed mouse)
Lineage: Eukaryota; Metazoa; Chordata; Mammalia; Rodentia; Cricetidae
Gene: Col4a3
Product: collagen type IV alpha 3 chain
Exons: 52
Coding region: 390-5405 (1671 amino acids)
Cellular component (GO): basement membrane; collagen trimer
Molecular function (GO): extracellular matrix structural constituent
Source: RefSeq, a predicted model, not a curated record
CCAGAGUCCCAGGAUCUUAGGGACAUCACCUCUUUCACCCUGACUCUGGAUCGGCGCCCACCUGCCUGCUCUGUGGGCGCCCAACCCUUUCUCACUUCCUGGGCACGAUGCCCGGUUGAAGGGACAGUGCCUGGCGAGCUGGGAGGGGGGACGAGGGCGGGACCUCGGCCACUUCUUCCCUCCCUUAGAGUCACAAUCAAAAGCUUGGGUGAGGACAAACAGACCGCGGUGGGUCGAGCCCUACAAAACUCGCCCCAGUGGGCCAGCAAGCAAGGCGAGCUUCACGGCAGGGCCUCCCCAAUCUGUGUCCCUCAGGGGACACGGAGGCCUGAAAGCCCGUGGGUCCGGUGGAUCCCUGGACACACUAGGACUCAGGACCAACGCCCAUCAUGCACGCAGAGACUGCUCCAAGGUUGCAGGCGCUCCUGCUGCCUAUCCUGCUACUGCUCCUGGCCACACCACCUGUGGUUAGCAAGGGCUGCGUCUGCAAAGGCAAGGGCCAGUGCUUCUGCAUGGGGACCAAAGGGGAAAAGGGGGAGAAAGGCUAUCCUGGGCCCCCUGGUUUUCCUGGCCAGAAAGGAUUUCCAGGUCCUGAAGGCUUGCCUGGACCACAGGGACCUAAGGGCUCUCUCGGACUUCCGGGACUCACUGGCCCCAAAGGCAUCAGGGGGAUAACUGGAUUACCAGGAUUUUCAGGUCCUCCUGGACUUCCAGGCAUCCCAGGCCACCCUGGACCUCAUGGGCUGGCUGGUUUACCAGGAUGCAAUGGUUCUAAGGGUGAACAAGGAUUCCCAGGCAUUCCGGGGACACCAGGCUAUUCAGGGCUCCCAGGUCCUCCUGGUUUGAAAGGACAAAAGGGUGAGCCUGCUCAAGGAGAAGACAGAGAAUUCAAUGGAAAAGGUGACCCUGGGCCACCUGGGCCGCCAGGCUUCCAGGGUUUUCCAGGCCCCCCAGGUUUUCCAGGGCCUGCUGGUCCACCGGGUCCUCCGGGAGUUUUUGGUUUUCCAGGCGCUGUGGGACCCAGAGGACCAAAAGGUCAUAUGGGCGAUAACGCGAUAGGAGAAAAAGGCGAAAGGGGUGUGAAAGGAUUAACAGGACCUCCUGGGCUGCAAGGAACAGUGAUUGUUACACUCAUCCGACCCCCGUACAACAAAUCGGAUUUCGAGGGGGAGAAAGGAGACAAGGGAGAGAUGGGUGAACCUGGACGUCCUGGACCUCCGGGGCCACCUGGAGACUCCUACGGAUCAGAAAAGGGUGUGCCUGGAGAGCCUGGUCCAAGGGGAAAACCUGGAAAAGAUGGUGCUCCUGGCUUUCCUGGCACUCAGGGAGCCAAGGGCAACAGGGGCCUUCCUGGGCUAAUGGGUGAAGCUGGCAUUAAGGGAUGGAAAGGAGACUUUGGCCCUCCAGGAUUUCCUGGUCCAACAGAAUAUUAUGAUGCAUACCUGGAAAAGGGAGACAGAGGAAUGCCAGGCCCACCUGGGCCCAAAGGUGCUCGUGGUCCACAGGGUCCUAGUGGUCCCCCUGGAGUUCCUGGAAGUCCUGGAAUGUCAAGGCCUGGCCUCAGAGGACCCCCUGGAUGGCCAGGCCAGAAAGGAAGGAAAGGGGAAAGAGGACCCCCUGGAAAAGACACUAUGGGCCCUCCUGGACCCCUGGGCUGCCCUGGUUUCCCAGGUCCACCAGGCCCACCAGGACCUCCCGGACGUCCAGGUGACGUUGUUUUUCACCCAGGUCCACCUGGUGACCACGGAGUGCCAGGCAAUAUAGGACCUCCAGGAGACCCAGGAAUUGAUGGGCCCAAAGGAGAACCAGGCCUCCCGUGCACGCAGUGCCCUUGCAUCCCAGGGCCCCCUGGUCCCCCUGGAUUGCCAGGAUUAGAUGGUGUCAAAGGAAUCCCAGGAGAACGAGGUGCACCUGGUAUGAAAGGAAACCCGGGGUCCCCUGGAAGCACAGGUCUCCCAGGAUUUCCAGGAUUCCCAGGUGACCAAGGGCAUCCAGGACUGAAAGGAAGCAAAGGGGAAACACCUCUACCCUGGGGGCAAGUGGGUGACCCAGGCGAUCCUGGGCGCAGAGGUCAGCCAGGGAGAAAGGGCUUCGAUGGAACUCCCGGAAGUCCAGGAGCAAAAGGAUCUCCAGGACCUAGGGGGGAACCGGCCCUGAGUGGAAGGAAAGGAGACCAGGGACCUCCAGGGGCUCCUGGACCCCCGGGGCCCCCAGGACCUGCAGGACCAGCUGGACCACCGGGCUAUGGACCUCAAGGAGAAACAGGUCCAAAGGGAACGCAAGGAGCUCCUGGAGCCCCGGGACCACCUGGAGAAGCCGGUCCUAAAGGAGAACCUGGUAUGUCAACACCAGUUCCAGGUCCCCCAGGACCUCCAGGGCCUCCUGGUCAGGCUGGCCGCCGAGGUCUGCCUGGUUUGCCUGGACCUGUGGGAAAAUGUGAUCCUGGUCUUCCCGGACCUGAUGGUGAACCAGGAAUCCCAGGAAUUGGAUUUCCUGGGCCUCCAGGACCUAAGGGAGAUCAAGGUUUCCCAGGAACAAAAGGAUCACCUGGUCGUCCUGGGGAAAGGGGAAAGCCAGGCCAUCCUGGAGAGCCAGGACAACCAGGAGCCAAGGGAGAACCAGGAGUAGGCACACCCGGAGAACCAGGAAAACCUGGCUUUCCAGGAGAAAGAGGCGAUCCCGGGGAAAAUGGAGAAAUUGGACUCCCCGGAUUUCCAGGCCUCCCUGGAACUCCAGGAAAAGAUGGUCUUGAUGGGCCUCCAGGAGACCCAGGGCAGCCUGGACCACCUGGAGCAAAAGGGCUCCCAGGGAGGUGUACCCAGGGACCCAGGGGUGCCCAAGGACUUCCGGGCUUAAAUGGAUUGAAAGGGCAACCAGGUAGAAGAGGUGAUGCAGGGCCAAAGGGAGACCCUGGCAUCCCAGGCUUGGACAGAUCAGGAGUCCCUGGAGAACCUGGGCCACCAGGAAUGCCAGGUCAUCCAGGUGAGAUGGGACCACCGGGCCAAAAAGGAUAUCCAGGAACUCCAGGAUUCCCAGGGCAGCCAGGCGAGAAAGGAGAGCUUGGGAUGAUGGGCUAUCCUGGAACCACUGGCCCUCCAGGGCCUCCUGGGAAACCAGGUUCACAGGGGCAGAGAGGUAGCCUUGGAAUCCCAGGAAUAAAAGGCGAAAGAGGACGCCCAGGAGCCAAAGGUGAACGAGGAGAGAAGGGGAUUCCUGGGCCUUCCCAACUUCCAUACUUAAAAGGGGACAAAGGAGAAGCUGGGCUCAAAGGAUUUGUAGGAAAUCCUGGUGAAAAAGGAAACAGAGGCAUUCCAGGGUUACCAGGUCAGAAAGGCCUCGCAGGACUGCCUGGGCUACCAGGCACUCCAGGCCCUAGAGGAGAUAUGGGAAGCAGUGGGAAUCCUGGAGGACCAGGACCAGUCGGCAUGCCAGGAAGCAUGGGGAACAUGGGUGUGCCAGGCCCUAAAGGGAAAAAAGGAACUUUGGGACUUCCGGGUCUACCUGGAAGACCAGGCCUUCCGGGGAUUCAUGGUCCCCAAGGAGAUAAAGGGGAGCAAGGUCAUUCAGAAGGUGCAAGGCCAGGACCACCAGGACCAAAGGGCGAACCAGGACCGCCGGGCGUCAAAGGAACGAAAGGAGAAAGAGGCCCGCCUGGGCCACCUGGACAACCGGGGCCUGCCGGACCUGACGGAGCCCCUGGGAGUCCUGGGAGUCCUGGCCACCCAGGGAAGCCGGGUCCUGAUGGUGAUUUGGGUCUUAAAGGAAUGAAAGGCUUCCCAGGCCCUCCAGGAAGCACUGGCCCUCCAGGCCCUCCAGGACUUCCAGGACUUCCUGGAUCAAUGGGUAUGAGAGGUAACCAAGGACAUGACGGAAUUCCUGGUCCUCCUGGAGAAAAGGGAGAAACAGGCUUACUGGGGGCCCAUCCAGGCCCAAAAGGAAGCCCUGGUGUUCCAGGUAUCAAAGGAGACAAAGGAGCUUCCGGCUUGCCUGGCCUCCCUGGCAGGAAGGGGUCCAUGGGAGAUGCUGGACCUCGAGGACCCCCCGGCAUCAGUGGGCUCCCAGGACCACCAGGUCUACCUGGGGCAAUUGUCCCUGGCCCAAAAGGAAACAGAGGUCUUCCUGGCCCAAGAGGAAGUCCAGGGAAGCCAGGGCCCCCUGGACCUCCAGGACUUAUCGUAAAAGGCAUAAAAGGUGACAAAGGAUUUAUGGGCCUACCUGGCCCCAAAGGUCUACCUGGAACUGUAGGCGACAUGGGCCCACCAGGUCACCCGGGACCACCAGGUACCCCAGGUCUUCCAGGUCUCAGAGGUGAUCCGGGAUUCCCUGGAUUUCCGGGCAUAAAAGGAGAAAAAGGUAAUCAAGGAUUUCCUGGAUCAAUUGGACAUCCAGGACCAGUUGGGCCAAAAGGACCGCCUGGUGGACGUGGAAAACCUGGCACACUUAAGAUCAUCUCCCUUCCAGGAAGCCCAGGGCCGCCUGGUCCACCUGGACAGCCAGGAAUGAAAGGAGAUCCUGGGCCACUGGGACCACCUGGAAACCCAGGGCCCUGUGGACCAAAAGGUAAACCAGGCAAGGAUGGAAAACCAGGAUCUCCAGGGCCAGCUGGUGAAAAGGGCAACCAAGGCUCUAAAGGCCAACAAGGACCACCUGGACUGAACGGAUUACCAGGCUUAAAGGGAAAACCUGGAGACAGGGGAACAGCUGCCUCUGGGACAAGAAUGCAAGGGUUUGUCUUCACCCGACACAGUCAAACCACAGCUGCUCCUUCCUGUCCCGAAGGAACACAGGCACUCUAUAGCGGGUUUUCUCUUCUUUUUGUACAAGGCAACGAACGUGCGCAUGGACAAGACCUUGGCACUCUGGGCAGCUGCCUGCAGCGAUUCACCACAAUGCCAUUCUUAUUCUGUAACAUCAAUAAUGUAUGUAAUUUUGCAUCACGGAAUGAUUAUUCAUACUGGCUGUCAACACCAGCUCUGAUGCCAAUGAACAUGGCUCCAAUUACUGGCAGAGCUCUCGAACCUUAUAUUAGCAGAUGUACCGUCUGUGAAGGUCCUGCGAUGGCCAUAGCUCUUCACAGCCAAACCACUGCUAUCCCUCCAUGUCCCCAUGGCUGGGUUUCUCUCUGGAAAGGUUUUUCCUUCGUUAUGUUCACAAGUGCAGGCUCUGAGGGUGCUGGGCAAGCACUGGCAUCACCUGGCUCCUGCCUGGAGGAAUUCCGAGCCAGUCCGUUUAUAGAAUGCCAUGGACGGGGAACCUGUAACUACUACUCAAACUCCUAUAGUUUCUGGCUGGCUUCAUUAAACCCAGAAAGAAUGUUCAGAAAACCUAUUCCAUCUACUGUGAAAGCUGGAGAUUUAGAAAAAAUCAUAAGCCGCUGUCAGGUGUGCAUGAAGAAAAGACACUGAAGAAAUCAAAGAAAAUAGAACCACUUUGUUUCCCUCUUAAAUAACCAAGUCUUGACUCAGUACAAGCAUUUCUUUAGGUCUUUUUUCUCUAACCUUACAGUGUUGUUCGAUGAAGAUUUGGUAGUGCCAAGUUUCACCACAGCAGAAAGCAUUUCACUCAAGUUAAUCUGUGCUGUGGGUCUCUAAAUAUGUGUGGUUUCAAAGUUCCCUGUGGGAAGGCAACAGCUUUCCACAAAACAUCACUGAAAUCACAUUCCACUUGUACCCAAAGCGCUGACUAAAUGAUGCCUGUGUGGAACUUGAACUACAAGCUAAGAGAGAUUUGGUCCAGUGAUGUACAAUGUGUUCCUUGUCUCCCACUCUUGAUCUAAGGUGUUUGGUUUCUUUCCACCUCCUUCCUGAGCCCUAGAGCUAGAGAAGGAGAUGGGGGCACACCAUGACAAGACCUGGAUAGUCAGGCCUGUUGAGUGGUACAGGGCCCAAGAACACAGGAUGAAUGAGGCUCAAGAUGAUCCAGGACUCAUUUAAAUAUGCCCAAACCUAGGACCAAAGGAAACCUCCUCAAGGGAAUCCUAACAGGCUUGGAUAUAAAGUAUUGUUUUAUUUUCUGUUUUGUUGAUGAUGUCUAUGUGCUUGUUCACUGAGCUGAUUUUACUAUGUCAAUAGAUUGAAAGGGGGUAAAAUGUUUACUCUUAGGGGAUUAAUUUUUACUAGGAUGUUAUACACAUACAUGGAAACAUUUCUCUUCACUGUUUUCAAUGUACUCACAAGUAACAAGGACACUACUUACUAGGUGUGCACUUUAUCCCCAUUCCUACAAAUACCAACCUUAAAGAAUUUCACCAGUAGUUCAAUAACCCAGGAAAGAAUGAGAGGCACUCGCUGGUUUAUCAGACUCCAAACAUUUUUCUUUGAUCUAAAUAGUUUAUAACAUGGUUUUACAGAUUUUUUACCUUUGUUACUUUUCAAACUUUUCCUUUGGAAAACAUCACACACACACACACACACACACACACACAUGUUUUUAUGUUAUAUAUUCUCACCAACCAUGUGGAGAGAGACCACUGGGUGAAAACCUUACUGUACACAGCUGCUAUAUGUCUUAAAACUUGUUUUUAAGUAUAUUGAUACAUUCCCAAGUUUACCUAAUUCAGGCUAACAAGUAUUUUCUUCAGUACCAAGCUAUGUCCCAUAUACUGUGCUGGGGGCGAGGGUGGGAGGUAGUGAGAGAGCCUUGCUUCUGAUCUAAUCUCAGAGAAGGCAACAUAUUCCUUGUGUAAAGACUCUCAUACAUGCAAGACCUCCCCUACACACACACACACACACACAAUAUUUGAAAAAUAUUAAGAAAACAGCAACGUUUUUACAAAUCCAAUAGUUGUGACACUACUUGAUGACUCUUAGAGGCCAGGCAUUAUGAGGCAACGCUUACAUUUCUUGAUCCACUGAGGUGGAAUUGAUGGUGCUGAUAUUUCCGUUCAGGCUGGUGCUGUAUCUCAACUACUUUGUAUUGGAAAAUGUGACCCAAGAACACAGACAAGGGUUGACAUCCUUCCCCACUCCCGUGACUGCUGCCAAGACAUUUUUAUACCUGAACCAAGACGUGCAACAUCUCAUUUCCAUUAUGUAUUUCACCUAGUUUUCCUACUCAAAAACCAUCCUGCUGCCCUAGCUACAUUCUUGAAGUAAAAAGAAGGAACUAAUCUUGACCAGUGGGGUCUCUGAGUAGUAGCAGCAGCAGCAGCAGCCAGGUGCUUGUUAUAAAUGCCAUAAUAUGCCAAUUCCAUAAUAUUCUAAACCUGCAAAAUUAGAAACUGUAGUCGGAAACCAGAAAUCUGUGUUUCGUUUUGAUGAGAGCCCAAGCUGGCCCCCCCAAAUCAUCACAAUUUUUCUGUCUGCAUUUUGUUAUAGAAGUUUUCCCCCUGACUCUGGUGCACGCUACUCUCCAGGCAAACACCCAAGAAACUGGCCACAGUCCUUUCACCCUUGCCUCUUUUAAAAAUCCACAGGUGACUUUCAGGGUAAUCUAUUUUACCACCAGACUGGUGCUGAUGGCCAACGGCUGCCCUUCAUUUGCCCCCUAGGCCUCUUUUUUUCCCUCUUGUACUCUUACCAGUAUUUAACUUCUGGGGAAAGACAGGUGAUACUGAAUGCUUAAAUCCCAAUGAAUCCAUUAUCAACAGUUACUCAGUCACACUUCCAAGGGUGAGCAUUAAAAUACAGCCCAUGCAUAUUACUUCCCAGAUGUUUAUAAGUACAUUAUAAAGUUAUAAUGAACUUCAUAUGUGGCUGGAGAAAUGGCUCCAUGAUUAAGGAUGCUGGCUGCUCUGCUGAGGACCAGAGUACACUUCCCAACACCCAGGUCAGGUAGCUUACGUUGUAACUGUAACUCCAGCUCAGAGAUCCAGCUGGCCUACAGGGACACCCACACAUAGGUGGCAUUCACUCGAACAGCCACAGCCACAUAAACAAAAAUAAAUAAGCAUUUUUUAACUUGAUUCACAAAACGUUUGUUUUAAAAUUGGUGCUUCAACUUCAGAAUUUCAGUGUGCUAAAACAACAACCAACUUGUCAACUGCUUGUUUUUGCAAGCUAAACAUUAUUAAUUUAUUUAUAAAAGUAUUAAAAAUGUUUAAAUUUGAGUUUUAUUGCUAAUUUUACAAAGUUUUCUAUAUUUCAAAUGUAACUUACUACCACUACACUUAAUUUAAUAUUUUCUCUAUAACCAAGUUAAAUUUAUUUAAAAUAUACUGAAUAUUUUAUGUUGUUAUAUCUUGACAAAAUUAUGAUAUAUUACAAUGUACUAAUAUUUCUGUGGCUAUAACUAA